Messenger RNA from Symbiodinium necroappetens, 390 nucleotides. The record is from the annotation of a GenBank genome assembly. NCBI's taxonomy places the organism in Eukaryota, Dinophyceae, Suessiales, Symbiodiniaceae.
AUGCCCUUCUGUGGCUUCACGAGCGUCGGAGAAUGGCCCGACUGCUGCAAUUUGAACCUCUACACGGAUGGAGCCUCGACUGUGGGCUGGCACUCAGACGACGAGGCUCUCUUCCAAGGUCGAUACCAGGACAUCACGAUCAUCUCCAUGUCCCUGGGCGUUCCGAGGACCUUUGAGUUGCGCUACCUCUACCCGGAGGAGCAUGAAGAAGCAGUGCUCCACCGCUUUGUGCUCGGCAGCGGGGACCUGAUGACCAUGGAGGGCAUGGCCCAGAAGCACACGCAGCACCGGGUCCCCAAAGAGCCGGCCUUUGGUGCACGGAUCAACCUGACCUGGCGUUGGGUCCGGAAGCACAAGCCGCAUUGCCCUGCGGGGCACGUUUGGAGAUAA